AUGGUAAACAUUGUAAAGUCACGACCCAUGAAAAGUCGCAUAUUUGCAGCUUUGUGUGAGGAGAUGGGAGCAAAGCAUAAAACCUUGCUGUUUCAUACGGAGGUCCGGUGGUUGUCGCGUGGCAAGGUCUUGGUUCGUGUGUAUGAGCUGCGGGAGGAACUUAAAGUGUUUCUGACAAAUGAGGGGUCAGAUUACGCAAAGCAGCUUGCAAGUGAUGAGUGGUGUGUAAGGCUGGCAUACCUGGCAGAUAUAUUUCAUCAUCUGAAUGAAUUGAACACCCGAAUGCAAGGCCGAAAGGAAAACCUGCUUACAAUCUCCACUGAAUGCCUUGACUGGGUUAGGGACCCUUAUAGCUCAGCAUCAGUUGUUGGAAAGGAAAUGACUUUACAGGAGCAGGAGGAACUAAUUGAACUGAGACAAAAUCGUGGUUGCAAGCUAAGAUUUGCUGAUCUACCUUUGGACAGUUUUUGGUUGGAUACUGCCAGGAGUUCCCUUCUGGCAAACAAAGCUAUUUUGACAUUGCUCCCUUUUUCCACUACAUAUCUGUAUGAAUUUCCUCCUGCUGCUCUCCCUCCUCUUGCUGCUCCCCCUCCUCUUGCUGCUCCCCCUCCUCUUGCUGUUCCUCCUCCUGCCGCUCCUCCUCCUUCUGCUCCUCCUCUUGUUGUUCCUCCUCCUUCUCCUGCUCUUCCUGCCGCUCCUUCUUUUUCUGCUGCUCCUCCUCCUCUUGCUACACCUCCUGCUGCUCCUCCUCUUGCUACUGCUCCUCCUUCUGCUCCUCCUCUUGCUGCUCCUUCUGCAAGAGGAGCAGCAGGAGGAGCAGGAAGAGGAGCAGCAGCAAGAAGAGCUGGAGGACGAAAUAUUCGGGGCAGAAUAACAAUAUUUGGGGGCAGAAUAUUGUUACGGAUUUGGUGGGUGCCAACAUGGUUUUAUCUAGAACAGGAUUUAAUUCCUGAAGAAAAACCUAGCAAUUGGGUGUAG
Molecule: messenger RNA, 978 nt
Organism: Stegodyphus dumicola
Lineage: Eukaryota; Metazoa; Arthropoda; Arachnida; Araneae; Eresidae
Product: protein FAM200A-like
Source: RefSeq, a predicted model, not a curated record